CGCCGUUGCUAACAUUUUCCCAGCAUUCCUUGCGGGCGGUCUUUUCCUCCAUUUUUGAGACAGUAUCAGGUUUAUUUGACCUGGUCAAAGCAUCAUCAUGCCUGGAAGGCUGUGGAGUAAGGCCAUCUUUGCUGGCUACAAGCGUGGUCUGAGGAACCAGCGUGAGCAUACUGCUCUUCUCAAGUUGGAGGGAGUCUAUACCCGGAAUGAGAUUGACUUCUACCUGGGCAAACGAUGCGCCUACGUCUACAAAGCAAAAAAGAUCACUGCAACACCUGGUGGUAAACCUAACAAGACACGCGUCAUCUGGGGUAAAGUCACACGGGCUCAUGGAAACAGUGGAAUGGUUCGUGCCAAGUUCAAGACCAAUCUUCCUGCAAAGGCCAUCGGGCACAGGAUCCGUGUGAUGCUGUACCCGUCUCGUGUGUAACAUGCUUUUGUGUACAGUCAAUAAAAAUUGAUCCCAAA
This is a messenger RNA of Triplophysa dalaica, 468 nucleotides long. It is a transcript of the gene rpl35a, whose product is annotated as ribosomal protein L35a. Lineage: Eukaryota; Metazoa; Chordata; Actinopteri; Cypriniformes; Nemacheilidae. Gene Ontology annotation, biological process: cytoplasmic translation; ribosomal large subunit biogenesis. The coding region runs from base 98 to 430 and encodes 110 amino acids. The record is from RefSeq and is a predicted model, not a curated record. Gene Ontology annotation, cellular component: cytosolic large ribosomal subunit; ribosome. Gene Ontology annotation, molecular function: structural constituent of ribosome. The transcript is spliced from 5 exons.